AAUCUGCCUGGUAGAGUUGUGCAAUCUGUACUUUCCCUUCUCUUUGGUACACAAACGACUCUAUAAAACACCUAGAGGGCAGAGAGAGGAGAAGUCAAAGUCUGUGACAUUCUUCAGCCUGACAGACAUGAGGAACCUCAUCAACACCAAAGGUGCCCUGGGUCUCAGAAGCCACAUCGUGCUCUGUGCUCUCAUUGGCCUGUUGCUUCCUGAAGUCUUCGCUCGCCCUGGAAGUCCAGAGGAAGAGCUAUCCCAUGUAAAGCUGAGACUCAGCUCUUUAGAGAAUCGCUACAGACACCUGUGUAACCAGUACGCCAACCUGGCAACCAACUGCUCAGGUCCAGAGAUCAAAUGCACGGAGUGUCCUGCCUGGUGGUUUCAGGUUGGGGAUCAGUGCUUCCACCUCAGCACUGACAGGCAGGACUGGGCAAACAGUACAAAGAAUUGUACAGAGAUGGGUGGACAUCUCGCCAUCCUGACCACCAGAGAGCAGCACGAAGCUGUGGAAAAAGAAAGCAGGAGCAUUGGAGGAUUUUACACAGACUACUGGAUUGGACUGACUGACAGUGAGACUGAAGGAGAUUGGAAAUGGGUGGACAACUCGGAACUUAAAACCCCAUUUUGGAACGCGUUGAAAUCAGAGCCGGACAACAACCUGUCCGGUGGGCCGGAGGGAGAGGACUGUGUGGUGGUGGACAGCUACUCUCAGAGCUGGUUCGAUGUUCCCUGCUCCUUCUUGUAUCCCCGAAUCUGUCAGAUGGACGCCACCCCGCUCUCGUGAGCCUCCGCCACCCACAACUGCAGGACCACCACACAUUUAUAAAACACAUUGAUGCUUUAUUACAGUUUCCUUUAAUCUGUAAAACAACACAAUUCUGUCAAAGGAUCCUGUUUUUAUUUGAAGUAAUAAAGUAUCAUCAUCUGUGUACAAAUAA
Molecule: messenger RNA, 935 nt
Organism: Toxotes jaculatrix (banded archerfish)
Lineage: Eukaryota; Metazoa; Chordata; Actinopteri; Toxotidae
Product: C-type lectin domain family 4 member D-like
Exons: 5
Coding region: 128-781 (217 amino acids)
Source: RefSeq, a predicted model, not a curated record